AGCCCCGGGCUGGGGUUGUCACUCGCGGCAGCGCGCGCGGGUCUGAGGAGUGCGAUGGAAGCUGGGUGGGCUGAGGUUCGCGCCUUGGAGGCGGAGAUCGCAGAGCUGCAGCGGACCUGCGCGAAGCUGCCGGCACCCUUGGAAAACACGUCCCGAAUCCGUGUUGCGAUAAACAUGGCCAUAGAGUGUCUUUCUGGUAUAUUGAUUUACUCUUCUUCAGAUAUUUGCCCAAUAAUGACUAAAGAGAAUUCAUCUUCUAUGAUUACUGACCUCAACAUAAUAAUGGAGCCCACAGACUAUUCAGAAUUAAGUGAAUUUGUAUCUAGAGUAGAAGAAAGAAGAGAUUUGCUUAUGUUUUUCCGAAGUCUGCAUUUUUUUGUGGAGUGGUAUGAACAUCGUAAGAACACAUUUAAGCAUUUCAAGGACAAGUACCCAAGCACCGUGCACCUCUCAGAGGGGCCCAGCUCACACUGCAUGGAGAUCCGCAGUGCCAGCCAACCUGGGUUUGAAUUGAUGGUGGUUUGGAGGAUACAAAUAAAUGAAGAAGGAAAGGUUUUGCCAAAGCUGGAUCUCCUUACCAAAGUCCCUCACCAAGCCCUCCAACUGGAUAAGAGGAGAGUCAUAGAAACUGCUCCACUCAACUUCCGUACCCUACUAGGAACACUGGGAAUUGAAGCUGCUCUAGAGAGCCUGAUAAAUUGCUUUGUAUGAGAAACGACUAGUUCCCAGAGGGCUAACAUGCUGUGCUGAGUAAGAUGCAAGCGACUUAGACUGAACAUGAAUACUCAGAAUCUACACCCUGAGAUAUGCUGCAUGUAUACAGCCAUGGUACACUAGAUGCAAACUCUGACA
Dipodomys ordii (Ord's kangaroo rat) is the source of this 852-nucleotide messenger RNA. It is a transcript of the gene Cenpp, whose product is annotated as centromere protein P. Gene Ontology annotation, cellular component: nucleus; chromosome, centromeric region. Bases 55 to 711 code for a protein of 218 amino acids. The record is from RefSeq and is a predicted model, not a curated record. NCBI's taxonomy places the organism in Eukaryota, Metazoa, Chordata, Mammalia, Rodentia, Heteromyidae. The transcript is spliced from 7 exons. Gene Ontology annotation, biological process: CENP-A containing chromatin assembly.